Molecule: messenger RNA, 378 nt
Organism: Xiphophorus maculatus (southern platyfish)
Lineage: Eukaryota; Metazoa; Chordata; Actinopteri; Cyprinodontiformes; Poeciliidae
Product: molybdopterin synthase sulfur carrier subunit-like
Exons: 3
Coding region: 90-353 (87 amino acids)
Biological process (GO): Mo-molybdopterin cofactor biosynthetic process
Source: RefSeq, a predicted model, not a curated record
AGAAGAAGAAGCGGGAGGGGGGGGUGUAAACAGUAGGUCGCGUCGGUCAGAGUUUGCUCAGGUGAGUUCUGUCUGCGGCAGGAGGAUUCAUGUCUGCGCAGGUGACCGUGCUGUACUUCGCUAGGAGCGCCGAGCUGACCGGACUCAGGGAGGAGGAGCUAGUUGCCGUGCCAACUCCAAUUAGCAGCGGGGACCUGUGGGCUCUGUUGCUACGGAAACAGCCCAGGCUGGUGGCGCUGCAGAGCCGCGUGAUCCUCGCCGUACGCCGGCAGUACGUCGCCAUCGGCAACCAGCGGCUGAGCCUGCAGGACGGCGACGAGGUGGCCGUGGUGCCGCCGCUGAGCGGAGGAUAGAACCGAACCAGAACCGGACCGAGCU